UAUAGGUAGUUUUGUUGUUAAUUCCAUAUAGUAAGUUGUUCACUUGCGCUUUUACGGCAUUGUGUUCGGGACAGCGAGUGAUAAGGGACUCCGUGACGUAAUCGCAGGCUCGACGACACUCCGCUAGUCCACUAUGCGUAUCAACGAAAUUCCUAGUCGCAACACGGCAUGAUGACGGCGGUGAUGUACUGAUGUCACACUUCACGAUUUUUGUUUGAUAUUAUUAUUAUUUUGAUAUGUUUUCUCCGAGAGCGUCGUCCUAGUGCGGUGUAAAGUUGUUGUUGUUACUGUUGAUGUAGUGUUGUCGUAGUAGUAGCCAGGUAGGUGCGCAAGUAGUUUUCGUCUCUCCAGUUCGCGGUGUGAAAAUACAUAUUAUUAUUUUGUCCGUGACUGACCGCCGCCGCCGACUCUUCUCCAACGGGUUUUCGUUACGUUUGUCUUCUAUCGCCGUCGCACCUCUGUCGCGUUUCCGUUCUCGUCCCACCUGAUGUGCUUGCAAUGAACGGGAUGACGUUCAGCGAGUUGAUGUACCUGUUCUGCUGCCCACCCCUGCCGUCCCGUAUCGCCGCCAAGCUGGCGUUCCUUCCGCCGCCAAUUACGUACGACUUCACGCCGGUCGACAGUGGCGAGACUAAAUACCAUAUCAAGUUCAACGACAAGGCCGAGUGGCAGUACACGGACAGCGACGUGCAGAACAUCGAGGGAUUCUAUGCUCGCACGUCCCGUGGAAAUCGCAUAGCUUGCAUAUUUGUGCGAUGCUGUCCCAACGCCCGUUACACCAUACUGUUCUCGCACGGAAACGCCGUCGACCUGGGCCAGAUGAGCAGCUUCUACCUAGGACUAGGUAUGAGAAUCAAUUGCAAUAUAUUCAGCUACGACUAUUCAGGCUACGGCAUCAGCAAGGGUAAGCCGACCGAAAGGGACCUGUAUGCGGACAUUGACGCCGCUUGGCAAACAUUAAGGACCACGUACGGCAUCAGCCCCGAAAACAUUAUACUGUACGGCCAAAGCAUCGGUACCGUGCCCACUGUCGACUUGGCGUCUAGAUAUGAAGUGGGGGCUGUGGUCCUUCAUUCGCCUUUGACAUCUGGCAUAAAAGUAGCUUUUCCUAGGUCCAAAAGGAAAUGGUUCUUCGACGUGUUUACCAGUAUCGAUAAGGUAUCAGAAGUUAACUCUCCAGUGCUUGUCAUACACGGAACACAUGAUGAAGUAAUUGAUUUUUCACACGGUGUCGCUAUUUAUGAAAAAUGUCCUAAAGCAGUUCCACCAUUAUGGGUUGAGGGUGCCGGCCACAAUGAUGUAGAAUUGCAUAAUGUUUAUUUGGAAAGACUUAAACAAUUUGUUACUACUGAACUGCUCAACUGACAUUUAAUUGAAAAAAAAGAUGCAGAUACAUCGAAUGGACAAUCGCCCAAUAUGGUAACUAAU
This is a messenger RNA of Myzus persicae (green peach aphid), 1428 nucleotides long. Its product is annotated as protein ABHD17C. Gene Ontology annotation, molecular function: palmitoyl-(protein) hydrolase activity. NCBI's taxonomy places the organism in Eukaryota, Metazoa, Arthropoda, Insecta, Hemiptera, Aphididae. Gene Ontology annotation, biological process: protein depalmitoylation. The coding region runs from base 499 to 1365 and encodes 288 amino acids. Gene Ontology annotation, cellular component: endosome membrane; plasma membrane. The record is from RefSeq and is a predicted model, not a curated record. The transcript is spliced from 3 exons.